CUCCACUGGGCUGAUCCCCUCCUCUUCCCUCUUCCCUCUCUUCUCCCCUCCCCACCAUUGCUACUACUAAUAGCUCCUGUUUCGCCCCUGGGUGGUUUGCUAGUCUCCCACCUCCAAAGUAAUCCUCUGCGAGGAUUUUCAUGUCAUAGUACCUCUAUCUUAUAACCUCCUCUUUUUUCUCACCAUUUUGUUUUUCUGUCCCACUGUAUCAUGACCCGCCCUGAAGACGACCUGGCCUAUGGCCAGUACUACCAGGACUCGGCCCGGGGAGCCUCUUCCGGAGACUCUUCCAGGGGUCUGAGUGACACUUUCAAGAAGCUCAAGCAGACCUACAAGUCUCACCAGUCGCAACAGGGCUCUUCCCAGCAGACUCAGCAGUCGCAGCAAUCCCAGUCUGCCAGCUAUUACAAUACUUCGAACCAGACCUACCAGUCCCAAGGUCCCUCGCCGUCCCAGCCACACCCUCCCCCUCAGCAACAACAACUACCCCAUCCGUCGAAACCCCAGAAGCAGGACAAAUUCUCCGGCUUGUUUGGCAAGCUCGAGGAAUUGGGCAAUGAGGUGGCACAGAAACUGGGUACCGCGCUCGACCCCCAGGCUUAUGCCGAGUAUGGCGCACCAAAGCCGCAGACGGAGAACCGCUUCGGGAGCUUUGCAUCCCCGCGUCAGGGUAACGAGGUUAAGUGGCACGUGGAUGGUUGUGCCUACUUCUAUGCGGUGUCCAAGGCAUUGGAGAGUGCCAAGGAGUAUAUCUGGAUUCUGGACUGGUGGCUUUCUCCGGAACUUUACCUAAGACGUCCCCCAGCGAAGCACGAACAGUACCGGCUGGAUCGGAUGCUGUUGGCUGCAGCACAGCGCGGUGUCCGGGUGAACAUCAUCGUGUACAAGGAAGUGACCCAGGCACUGACCCUUUCCUCCCAUCACACCAAGCACCAUCUGGAAGAUCUCCACGAAAACAUUGCCGUAUUCCGUCACCCCGAUCAUCUUCCCGACCGCCAGGAACUCGAAGCGUCCAUCCACACGUCUCUCCAGAACCUAUCUCUCGAUGCCGGCAACCUGGCUAAGAUGUCUGAAGAUGCCAUCAAGGGCCUCUACGGCAUGCACGAGGAUGUCAUUCUGUACUGGGCUCACCACGAAAAGCUUUGCCUCAUUGAUGGCCGCAUUGCCUUCAUGGGCGGUCUAGAUAUGUGCUUUGGCCGCUGGGACACCAAUCAGCAUGAACUGGCGGACGUGCAUGGCCAGGACCUGAACAAGAUUGUCUUCCCUGGUCAGGACUACAACAACGCCAGAGUGAGCGACUUCCACGACGUUGCCCACUGGGAGCAGAACCAGCUGGAUCGGAAGGACACCUCUCGCAUGGGCUGGUCCGACAUCUCGGUCAGCUUGCACGGUCCGGUCGUUGAAGAUCUGAGGAAGCACUUCGUUCAGCGGUGGAACUUCAUCUAUGACUCCAAGUACCAGUCGCGCAACAACUCGAGAUACGCCAGAUUGUCCCUGUACGGCCGGCCCACCUCAGGCCCUCAGCAGCAAGGUCCCCAACAGGGUGGUCAGGCUCAGAAGCCGCCUGCAUCCCCUCAGCCUGGCGCCACUGGCCCUCCUGCACCAAGCUGGCAACAGCAGGCUGCGUCUCCCCAGCCGGGGGCGAACCCUGGUCCUCCCGCUCCCAGCUGGCAGCAACAGGCAGCUCCGUCGCAGAGUGCCCAGCCGCCUAGUACUAGCAGCUCUUCUACCCCUAGCUGGCAGCAGCAGCAGACCGGGGUUGCUACGACUCAUCCUUCCAGCACUGCUCACCCCGCGACACCAACCUGGCAGCAGCAGCAGCAGCAGCAGACCGGAGUUGCAGCUACUCAGCCUCCCAGCACUGCUAACCCCGCGACACCAACCUGGCAGCAGCAGGCACCGGCACCCCAGGGUGGCUACCCUGUCAGUCACUCCCCCAACCCGAGCAGCCAAGAGAAGCCCAGCUGGCAACAACAGACUGCGCAGCCCAGCAGCUACAACCAACCCCCGGCGCAAAACACCGGUAGCCAGGAGAAACCUAGCUGGCAACAGCAGCCUGCACAGCCUACCGGCUACAGCCAGCCCCAGACGCAAAGCACUGGCAGUCAAGAGAAGCCCAGCUGGCAACAGCAGAGCUCGGAGCCACCCGCGUACUCGGCUCACCCACAGCAGCACUACACGUACAGUGGUGACUCCUUUCCUCCACCCCCUCCUGGUCCCCCGCCAGCCCAAGGUACUGCGCAGACGUCUUAUCAGGCGUACAAUCCCCAGCAGCAGCAGCAGCAGCCUCCGAGCCAUACACCUACCCAAGCCCAGAGUCAAGGCCAGACCCAGUACUACCCGCCUCCUCCGAGCCAGGAGAUCCAUCACUCGCAGACCCGCGGUAUCCACGAUGCAUCGGGCGGUUAUGGCGACUCUGAGAGGGGCUUCAACCCCCGCCGUCUGCGUGAGAACUUCAUGGACUACGGCAACGUCCUGCGCGGCGAAUUGGCAGGCCAGAUUCAUCAGUACCAGGAUCGUUUCUCCACUCAUGGCCGUCAAGCCAGUCAGCCCCGUGGUAACAUGACCUGCCAGAUUGUGCGCAGCUGCUCGAAGUGGAGUAACGGCACUCCGACCGAACACUCUAUUCAGGAUGCGUACGCUGCGGUCAUUCGCAACAGUCAGCACUUUAUCUACAUUGAAAACCAGUUCUUCAUCACGGCGACUGGCGAUGCGCAGAAGCCGGUGGAGAACAAGAUUGGUGUUGCCAUUGUGGAGCGUAUUCUGCGCGCAGCCCGUGCUGGGGAGAAGUUCAAGAUCAUUGUCGUGAUCCCCUCCGUUCCUUGCUUUGCCGGAGACUUGAGCGAUGAGUCCACCCUUGGUACUCGCGCGAUCAUGGAGUUCCAGUACAACUGCAUCAACCGUGGAGGUAGCAGCAUCAUGGAGAUGAUUGCCAAGGAAGGUUUCAACCCGAUGGACUACAUCCGGUUCUAUAACCUGCGUAACUACGACCGCAUCAAUGUCAGUGGCCCGCUGAUGCAGGCCGAACAGCAGAGCGGCGUCAAUUACGAGGAUGCCCGCAAGCAGCAGGAUGUGGCGACCGGUGGCCCUGGUAGUUAUGGUCCCGGUGCUCCUCGGGCAGCUUUCGACACCACUGCGCCUUACCAGCAGUACCAGCAGGCUGCCCAGCAGGUGGGCGGCAAGUCAGGCCAGUGGGAUAGUGUGAGUAGCUGCUACAUGCUCAAUGGUCCGGACAUUCGCAAUGUCCCCUGGAAUGGACCUCCAGAGGCUGAGAUUGAUGCAUUUGUCACCGAGGAGCUCUAUGUUCACUCCAAGGUGAUGGUCGCCGACGACCGUGUUGCCAUUGUCGGAUCGGCCAACUUGAAUGAUCGCUCUCAGCUGGGAACUCACGACUCGGAAAUUGCCAUCGUCAUUGAGGACCACACCCCUGUGCAGUCCCGCAUGAACGGCCAGCCCUGGACUGCCAGCCGGUUCGCCGCCUCCCUUCGUCGCCAGCUCUUCCGCAAGCACUUGGGACUGCUGCCACCCCAGGACCCGGAGCGACCGGAUGGCAACUUUGAGCCAGUGGGCGUUCCCAACACCACCGACUUUGAGUCACCCGAGAGCCAGGUUGUCGCCGAUCCGCUGGCGGAUACACUACACAGUAUGUGGAAUACGCGGGCUCGGACGAACACGGAAGUGUUCCGCAAGGUCUUCCAUUCUGUUCCGGAUGACACCGUGCGCAACUGGGCCACGUACAAGGAGUUCUACGGAUACUACUUCCAUAACGCGGACAAGCAGGCGUAUGGCGAGGACGAGUCCAGACCUGCUCGCUACAAGUAUGGGCACGUGGUCCGCGACGACUUCCCUCCGGGUCCGGAGGGAGUCAGGCAAGUCAAAGAACUGCUCAGCCAGGUCAAGGGCACGUUGGUGGAGAUGCCUUUGAUGUUCCUGAUUGAGGAGGAUGUGGCGAAGGAGGGGUUGACGCUGAAUGAAAUUACGGAGCCAAUCUACACUUGAUUGCAUUUGAUUUGACGAGAUAAGCGGAUUGCCAUAGCUUUGUUAGGGAUACUAGCCAUGAAUUUAUUCUUUGAUUGAAGCAGAUGAAGUGUGGUUGAUGUUGAUAUUGUUCUCGAGAACAAUACUAAGCGGGUGGUUCUGAUUGGGUGCCACCGCCCGUCGAUAAAGUAUAUGCACCGAAAAUCCGGGGAUUCCCAUUGCCGAUAAUGUUGUCUGCUCCAGCUAUUCGUGUGCCCUGCAGUCAAAGAUGUCUUACAGCUUUCAAACUGAAUAUGCACCCACAUGACUUUAUUUGCCUACACACAAUGUACAACACUUCCAUCUGCGUUACAUCGAUUCCCGAUGCAGACAGUCUAUCUCAGCAGGUACCCGCGACAAUCCGGUACCUUUCGUAUUCAUCCAUUCCCGCCCUGGUUCUGAUAGAGCUUCUGUCGAACUAGCCUCACCAGGAACAAUAGAGCCAUAGAUAGUAUUGACUGGGACGCCC
This is a messenger RNA of Aspergillus eucalypticola CBS 122712, 4486 nucleotides long. RefSeq names its product putative phospholipase D (PLD) (gene pld2). Gene Ontology annotation, biological process: cell motility. The record is from RefSeq and is a predicted model, not a curated record. The coding region runs from base 211 to 3999 and encodes 1262 amino acids. Gene Ontology annotation, molecular function: catalytic activity. The transcript is spliced from 5 exons. NCBI's taxonomy places the organism in Eukaryota, Fungi, Ascomycota, Eurotiomycetes, Eurotiales, Aspergillaceae.